AUGGAGCGUGUCCAGCACAUUACGAAGUCAGCCAUCCGUCGCGCGUCUCAAAUCGAGGUGACUCCGCAGGCUAGGAGGAACCUGCAGGAGCUCUUCGUCAACUUCACCCUCAUCCUUAUCUGCCUGCUUCUCAUAUAUAUCAUCGUCCUGCUGAGCAGCUGA
Messenger RNA from Nerophis lumbriciformis (worm pipefish), 162 nucleotides. The record is from RefSeq and is a predicted model, not a curated record. Lineage: Eukaryota; Metazoa; Chordata; Actinopteri; Syngnathiformes; Syngnathidae.